Messenger RNA from Prorocentrum cordatum, 2244 nucleotides. Lineage: Eukaryota; Dinophyceae; Prorocentrales; Prorocentraceae. The record is from the annotation of a GenBank genome assembly.
AUGUCACUCAUCAGUGGGGAGGAGGGAGCUGCGUCCAGCGGGCCGAAGGCCCCCCCCAAACGACGCCGCGGCGGCGGCAACGGGGGCCAAGGCGCCGACGAGGCAGAGGGCAGCAAAUCUGACGGCGACGGCCAGUCGUCGUGCUUCGUGUGCCUGAAGGACACGGGCGCCCCGCUCGAGCGGAAGAUCAAGGGCGGCUUCUUGGUGCGCGCUUCUUGCCACGCAGCCAUGCGCGCCUGCGAUCGGACCUUGAAGGGCCGACCGCACGCGUUAAGUGAGAACCAGAGGAUGAUGACCCACAGCCCCCAGAGGUGGAGGAACAAAAUCAACCCUUUCAUCAAGCGAGACGGCACGGUGGCGAACCAGAAGAGUCGCGUCCAAGCCGCCGCGGAUGCGAAGCUAGAGUGGGCGACCUACGAGGAGAAGGCGAGGACCAGGAGGAAUGAGAAAGUAGUGCAGAAGCCAAAGUUCACCAAAAACAGGUUCAAAGCCUUUCGGAAGUUCUGGGACAAGGUGUCCUCCGACGAAGCGUCGGAGGAAUUCGAUCGGCUUCACCUCGGACAACGUGGCGAGUUCGACAACCACGAGCCUCGGGUCAGGGUGGACGACUACAUUGAGUUUGACCAGGACGCCACGGGCGAGGAGACGCGCAACGUGAAGCAGCGGACGUCUGGCAGUGGCGGUGGGUCCUCGAAGGGAGGUGGUUCGUCGAGCGGCUUCCCAUCCACGUUGACAUCGCCAGCAGCCAGCUCGGGGAAGAAAAAAUUGCCGAGCCGCCUCACCUUGAUGUACUCCGAGGGCGAAGACGACGUGGACCCCGACGACAGCGUCAGCCAGGUGGACGCCACCCGCGAGGCGAACAAGAAAGCACGGGCGUCAGCGAGGACGGCCGACAAGCAGAUGGCUGCGCUGGCAACUGGCAGCGCCAAGAUGAGCCCAGUGCAGUUCUUGCAGAACAAGAAGACCAUGCAGAACAUACUCGGCGAGUGCAAGUCCUCAUUCGUGGGCCAGAAAGGGUUCGAGCAGACCAUCAGGAACCUGCACCAGGCUGCGGUCAAGAAGGGUUGCAACGUGGACUCGCUUCCGAGUAAACCCGACGACAUCAUCAGCAAGAUCGACGACUACUUGGAGAGGGUGAAGAAGGAAAGUUGUCGCGUCGACAAGGUGAAGAAGGACGACUUCGACGAUGUCCAGAAGCAGGUGAGCACGCUAGUGGCGGAGACACCCGAGCUCACGAGGAUGUGUUCCGAACAGGUUGAGGCCAUGGAGUUCUUGGUUCACGAGUCCGCUGCGGCCGAGAGGAGGGACUACCACAAGGGGCGCUACGAGGUCGACAAGGUCGUCAAGGCGCUCGGCUCGGGCUGCCACGGCAAGAUGAUGAGCAAGGUCUACGGCGCGCAGAUAUUCAAUAUCCAGAAGCAGAUUGCUGAGGCCCAGAAGUCGCAGCCAGAGGGAGAAGUGAACCAGUCUGUCCCCGCCGCGGCGGGCAAGUUCAAGGGUGAAGAUAAUGUGAAAUACGAGAUGGAGGUCGACCCAGCCGCGUUCGACUUCAAGAAGGUGGCGUGCUUCACAAUGUCCGAGAACAGCGUCGUGGAGAUGCUGACCAAGUACCAGCAGGAGGCACCGACGAGGUUGGAGACUGUGGUAGGGCAGGUUGACCAAGCCAUGAAGGAUAACAAGGGCUGGUCAGGCGCCCUGGCACCCAUCCUGAGCAACAGGGCGGAGUUCAAGCACUUCGAGGACACCCUGGGCUGCGACCUGGGCGACAAGAUCAACGAUCCAGGGGCCAGCAGCUGGUUGGCCACGUGUCGGAAGAACCAGAAGAGGUUCGGAUGCCAGGCAUGGCCCUUGCCAGGCGUGGCCACCUUCGUGCAGGCCAUCAGCGCGCCUGGCAUGUACAUAGCGCUGAUCCCGAUGAAGGCUAUCCUGGCGGGGAUCGUCUUCGCCAACUUCGAGAAGUUCAUUGAGUCACCGCAGGGGGUCAAGUUCAUGCAGGGGUCCUCCAACGUGGUGUACUUGCCCAAGGGCGCCAUCAUGUAUGUACCCUUCGGUGUGUUCUGUCAGCCGAUUCACGUUGGGUUGAAGUCGGCGACGGAGAAUGAGUGCCCUUUGUGGGGUCACCUUUGGACGUUGCCGAUCUUAAGCGAGCAGUGGUGUGAGGAGCUGGUUUCAACUGAUGUUGCGAAGGCGAUCACCGCGUACAACCAGGACUGGCUCAAGAAACAGACCGCGUCUUUCUGGGAG